Anopheles funestus (African malaria mosquito) is the source of this 3349-nucleotide messenger RNA. Its product is annotated as proton-coupled amino acid transporter-like protein CG1139. The record is from RefSeq and is a predicted model, not a curated record. Gene Ontology annotation, biological process: amino acid transmembrane transport. The transcript is spliced from 8 exons. The coding region runs from base 1270 to 2697 and encodes 475 amino acids. NCBI's taxonomy places the organism in Eukaryota, Metazoa, Arthropoda, Insecta, Diptera, Culicidae. Gene Ontology annotation, molecular function: amino acid transmembrane transporter activity. Gene Ontology annotation, cellular component: vacuolar membrane.
AGCAUCAACCGCGCGGUUUAGUAGCAUUCGCUUUUCGGACUUUGCAGGUUUUAGUUGAUCGUCUUCCAUCGCUCCGAUCAGUCGUCGUCAGUGCCGCGUUAGUUGGUUCGUGCUUGCGUUCACAAGUCGAAGACCUCGAGCCAUUCUCGCAUCUAGCACCGGUGCGUGUGCUUUUGGCAUUUUAUCCGUCCUUUUCGACUGUGAGAAGGCGAUCAGGUGACAAGCAUUCUUUCACAAAGCGAUCAACAUCUUCAAGCGGAGCUUAAAACAGGAUACAGUGGCAAUACUGCGUGCCUGCUUUGUGGGCGUUCGUGCUCCUGUUUGCCUUGCCAACAUUAGCCUGACGGAACGAUCGAAUUAGACUGCAUUUGUGACGGAGCACAACGAUUUUUACCCAAUUUCGGAUCAGUCUCAGCCUGCUGGUGAACUAGCGCUUUAGCGAUAGUAAAAACCGACGCUUAAGAAAGCAAACAAACCGAUCAACUCGAAAGUGUAAACGGUUGGCGCUUCGUACGGAUCAACCGCACAGUGUAUCCUGAACGGGGAUCUAUUUUCGGCUAGCUCGGAACAAUUUUAAAGUGAUCGUACUUGUUUUUCUGUUGUGUUUAGACUGUUUUUUGGCAUACGAGUUUGUGUCACUGUCCGUAUCACAGUGCGUCAGUGUCAAUGUCGGUGACGAUUCAAACGAGGACUAUUUCUUGUCACUUGACCAACGCCACCAAAACUACCACCAGCAGCCUCUUUCUCGGCGGCACCAGUCACGCUUCGAACGUGACACAGCUCGUGAGCGCAUUUCUAGCAACGAUUGUUUAAAUCAAAUAUUUAUUCCUCUGCGCUGAGGGGAAAGAGCAAAGAAGCAACAAAAGAAGAAAAAAAAGAUCAACCAAACCACGCACCCGGAUCCAUCUAACAGGCGUCUAAUAUUUUUUAUGAGGAAAAAAUACAGGCAAAAAAGUAAUUUAAAACAUCCGCCAAACGGAAAGCGUAAAGUCGUGCAGUGAAGUGUAUCGAAUAUUUUACCGUAUGUGCGAGUGGUAGUGAUAGCAAUUUUACUACAAAGUAGCAACAGUAGCAGCAGUAGCGAGAGCAGCAGAUUGCAAGGCAGCUUUUUUUAUUUUAAAUUAGUAGUUCAACUUUGCUUUGACACUCGACGACCGCCAAAAUUGUUGAGGAGCCUCCAAGCGUGUUGGUGCACCACACUCUCCCUCGACGCAUUGUAUCAUCGCAAGUAACUGAAGCGCAACCAAGAAGACAACCAGCCCUUUAACGAUGACGGUUGAUAAAGGCCACACCAAUACCGCGUUCGUCGGUGACGAAGCAAUCAAUGGUAAGAAACCAACCCAGGCGAAGACUAUCGAUCCCAACAUGUACACGUUGGAGAUCCAGGAGAAGAAACCCGGACUAGAGACGGAGUAUGAUCCGUACCAGCAUCGACACGUUGAGCAUCCGACGACAAACAAUGAGACGCUGAUUCAUCUGCUGAAGGGUUCGCUCGGUACUGGCAUCCUUGCCAUGCCGAACGCCUUCCAUCAUGCCGGCUGGACAGUUGGUGUGGUCGGUACGUUGCUGAUUGGGUUACUCUGUACCUACUGUAUACACUUGCUGAUUAAAGCGGAGCACGAGUUGUGCAAGCGGAAACGAGUACCGAGCCUGAACUAUCCGGCCGUUACCCAAACUGCACUACUCGAAGGACCGGAAGCGCUAAAACCUUUAUCCAAAGUUAUCAUCCACAUAGUCAACGUGUUCCUGCUCAUCUACCAGCUCGGUACUUGUUGCGUGUACGUUGUGUUUGUGUCGUCUAACAUUAAGGCCAUUGCUGACUACUACACCGAGACAGACACUGAUGUGCGGUUGUACAUGCUGAUCAUUCUCUUACCGCUCAUUCUGAUCAACUGGGUUAGGAAUCUGAAAUUCUUGGCACCAUUCUCGACGAUAGCUAAUUUUGUCACGCUCGUCUCGUUCGGCAUCAUCCUGUACUACAUCUUCCGCGAGCCUAUCUCGUUCGAGAAUCGCGACAAAGUCGGCACAAUGAGCGGUUUCGCGCUCUUCUUCGGCACUGUGCUAUUUGCUUUGGAAGCUAUCGGUGUGAUACUGCCAUUGGAAAAUGAGAUGAAAACUCCGAAAAAGUUCGGCGGUAACUUCGGUGUGCUGAACAAGGCCAUGAUCCUGAUCGUCACUUUGUACGUUGGUAUGGGCUUUUUCGGAUAUUUGAACUAUGGCUCAGCUAUAAAGGGAUCGAUUACGCUAAAUCUGCCUGAGGAAGAAAUUUUGGCACAGUGCGUGAAGGGAAUGUUAGCCUUUGCCAUCUACAUCACCCACGGACUGGCGUGUUACGUCGCGAUAGAUAUUACCUGGAACGACUACUUGAAGAAGAACUUGGGUGAUUCUCCACGAAGCGUCUUUUAUGAGUACAUCGCACGAACUGUGCUAGUGUUAAUCACAUUCCUGUUAGCCGUGGCCAUUCCCAACCUGGAACUCUUCAUUUCCCUGUUCGGAGCCCUGUGCCUUUCGGCCCUGGGCAUUGCAUUCCCUGCGUUGAUUCAAACCUGCACGUACUGGCAUCAUCGGCAGGGUAUGGCGAAGGUGUGGAUGGUUGCGAAGAACAGCGUUAUUGGUGUGGUAGCCAUACUGGGGCUAGUGAUCGGAACGUCGACCAGCAUGAUCGAAAUCAUUCACACCUUCGGGCACGACGAUUGAGGCUUGCGCUGGCUGUGUGCGUUACCAAUCAACAAGCAGCAAAAAUCAACAUCCGCAACUAAUAUGAAGUAUUGAUUCGCCAUCUUUUCACUCCAUCAUUACAAAUAAGUAUUAUUCGACACGUAAACAGCGCACCUGGCGACAGAGAGAAAGUGCACUUUUGAGGGAGGACAAUGUCUGUGUGUGUGAGGAGAAUGUGUGGGAGAGAGAAAGAGACAGGGUGAAACAUUUGGAAAGAAAGGGAAGAAGAUAAUUGAUAAAGCCAUAACCAUUCCUAUGCGAAAUGCGUUGAGAAGUCAAAGCGUUAGGUGUAGCUGUCGAACUACUACCAUGCUGCUCCUGAUCUCCUGAUCUUGAUGUGAAGGGUGAUGCCUACCGGCCUGCCCAUCCAUUCACCGUCAGCUGUUCAAUCAUUUCUGUCAUAUGUGCUUUUGUUUUAAGGUGUUCUUGCACAUUCAUUCGAUGUUCCCUAUGAUCGCAACGAUCGCAACUGUGAAGCGGUGGUUAAAGCACAUGAAGCCCACCAGGACGAACAUAUCUAUCUUGUAAGACUAGCUAAGCUAAGCGAAAUAAUGAAACGGAAAUUUGAAAAGUUGUGUACAUAGCGUAAGUGAAGCUGCAAUAAACUAGUAUUUUAAAGAAACACAAGAAA